This is a messenger RNA of Belonocnema kinseyi, 7236 nucleotides long. It is a transcript of the gene BicC, whose product is annotated as protein bicaudal C homolog 1. Bases 687 to 3020 code for a protein of 777 amino acids. The record is from RefSeq and is a predicted model, not a curated record. Gene Ontology annotation, cellular component: cytoplasm. The transcript is spliced from 12 exons. Lineage: Eukaryota; Metazoa; Arthropoda; Insecta; Hymenoptera; Cynipidae. Gene Ontology annotation, molecular function: protein binding; RNA binding.
UCAGUCGAGCCAGCGAUUCCGCGGCGGUACGAAAGGUGGUGGUAGAGUUCUUCUCUCAGCGGAAAAAUCGCUUCCGGCGUUUACGAGUCAUUGAACUCAUCGGAAGAAAAAGAAAUUUUGAAAAAAAUUCUCACAAAAUGCUCAGAGACGAAUAUUCCGUCUACAUGUUGCAGAACUAAUCCUGAAAGACCUGCUCUAGAUUAGCGCAGGCACUCGAGUGUGUUUCGCGUGAUAAACAAAUAAAAAAACCAAAGAAAAAUUGAAAGGAGGCUGAAGGGAAGACCUUGAGAAAAAAAAGAAAGUGUGUUGUUGGUGAAUUUUGAAAAAUCUUCGAGAGAAAAAUCGUUGCUGAAAAAAAAAAUUGAGGAAUUUGAUGGAUUUGACAGACCGUAGCGACGGUAUUUAUCGGCUAUGACGACUGUGGAGUUACUGUUACGGUAGUGAAAGUAAACGGGUGGUGCUAGUUUUGCAUUGCGAAUACGCACCGGUGGUGUCGAGUUACCUGACAUCAGCUCCUUGUAUAUACGGAUAGUGCAUUCGUUACCGUGAAAGUUGCGGGACCUCGAGGUCGAAAUGUCGUUCCUCUAGGCUUAUAGUCUAUAGAAAAAAAAGAAAAAAAAAGUAUUAAAACACUUGGAUUACUGUGAUCUUUCAGUUCGAGAAAUUUGGCUUCUUCAAGAUACGAGAUGACGGUGGUUAUGGAAGAAACGAAUACCUUCGUCACAUGGCCUUCCCGACUCAAGAUCGGAGCAAAAUCGAAAAAGGAUCCCCACAUAAAAGUCGCUGGACGACUCGAUGAUGUGAGGGCUGCCAAGGAAAAAAUCAUGCAAAUUUUGGACACGCGGCAAAGCAACAGGGUUACCAUGAAGCUCGACGUUAGCUACACAGACCAUUCACAUAUUAUUGGCAAAGGAGGCUUAACGAUAAAGCGCGUAAUGGAGGAAACAGGUUGCCAUAUUCAUUUUCCGGACAGCAACCGCAGCAAUCAUCAGGAGAAGAGCAAUCAAGUCUCCAUUGCUGGCGAAAUGGAAGGCGUUGAGCGGGCUCGCGCACGAGUCAGGAAUUUAACUCCCUUGAUCUUUUCAUUCGAGUUGCCGAUAAUGGGUGCGUCACAAGCGAUGCCAGACUCCACGUCGCCUUACGUGGUAAAGAUUCAGGAACAGUACAAUGUUCAAGUCAUGUUUCGCACACGGCCAAAGUUGCAUGCUACUCUUGUGGUUGUGAAGGGAUGUGAAUGGGAGGUAUCUCAAGUGAAGGAGGCCACCGUUUUGCUGAUUCACUACAUGUGCGAGAACUUAGCUAGUCAAAUUCAAGUACAAAUGUCGAUGGAGAUCUCUCCUCAACAUCACAGCAUCGUGCUAGGAAAGCAAAGCAGUAACUUGAAGAUGAUUAUGCAGCGUACCGCUACGCAAAUCAUGUUUCCUGAUGCCGGUGACCCGAAUAUCCCAAGUCUGAAGAAAAGCAACGUUACCAUUACUGGGUCAAUCCAUAAUGUUUACCUAGCUCGUCAACAAUUAGUGGGUUCUUUACCUCUAGUCCUGAUGUUCGAUCUUCCCGAGGAUUCCGUUUCCUCAGUCGAUACUGAGAAUAUUUCUCACUUGAUGCAAUCUUUAGAUGUGUUCAUAAAUGUACGACACAAACCUAAACAGAGCACUCUUUCCGUAAUUAUCAAGGGAAUCGAACGAAAUGCCACCAACAUUUACGAGGCAAGGAAGCAACUUCUUGCUCUGGAUGAACCUCGGAUUCAAGCUGAAAUUCCAGCCACCUAUCACGUUCCAAAUUCUGGCAGCGUUUUUCAGGGAACAAAUAACAACACUCCUGGUAUGCACAAUAUGAUGAGUGGAGGUCAGGACAACUUUUCGAAUGUGUUGACAGUGAACACUCAGAACCCUCCGUACUGCAUGUCUCCAAUGAUGCACUCACCAAGUCCCCUGAGUCUCUCUCCGCAUUGGGGUCUUCCUUCUAUGUUCUCUCCACUUCCGGUUCAUCAUAAUCCCUAUGUGGUCUCUCACUUGAAUCACCUGCUGACAACGCAGCACAUGAUGGCCGGAAACAUGAUGCCUCAUCCUCAUGGAAUGCCGGGUCAAAAUAUGCCUGGUAUGAAUCAAGUUCAUCCUAACAUGCCCGGAGUUUUCUCCCACAUGAACAGUUUAAGUCUGAACGCGAACUCUCUGUCUGAUAAGGGAGGUAGUGCCUACUCAUCGCUGAGCAGCGUCUCCAGCUCUCUCUCUAGUCCUGCCAUUAGUCCUCGUAACUCUUCUCCAGUAAAUCCCGCGGACUCGACUUCUUCCAAUCUAGAUCUGUCGAGCUUGCUAUCAGAUCUGACUGUUAGCGAUCGCCGAGCGCCGGGAUGCGAGAAGAAAUCUUUAGAAAUGGUGCAACAGAAUCUCACGCCAUUUGACUAUGAGCAGAAGAAAAUGCUUGCAGUGAAAGCAAUGCAAAGCAAACCAAGUCCUACAGACUACCGAGUACCCACUUCUGCCUGGUCGGGCUAUGGACUUAGUCAAAGCACUCCUUUGACACCUGGAGGCGAAGCAAGCAAGUUUUGUUUUCAGGAAUCGGCGAGUCAUCCUUCCGACUUGUGGAAGGAACCAACGACUCCUGUUUUUAAUACUGCGAUGGAUUUUGGAAUUGGAUCGAGUACCGAACGCGCUAAUCAGCUUGGGAUGGCUUCUAAUUAUAUGGAUCACACACCUUCGUCACAAAUGAAAAAGAUUACUUGCAACCAAUACAGCGAUUUGCCCAGUCUACUGGCUAGUUUGGGCCUUGAAAAGUACAAUCACCUUUUCCAACGUCAAGAAAUUGACAUGGCUACUUUCCCCUCGUUAACGGAAAAAGACCUCAUCGAACUCGGAAUAACUGCUUGGGGCGCAAGGCGUAAAAUGGUCCUAAUGAUCACCGAACUCAACAAAAGAUCUAGUCCGUUCUCCGGCAGCGCGGCUCCAGGAGCUGAGCGAAAAAUCAGUUCAUCCACGAGUUCUUCGUCCUCCAUCAAGAGCAACCUCGACACAAAAUGGUGAUUCUGCUCUAAUUAGUGUAUUCACUGUGCUUUUCAAAAGUACGAUGCCUAACAGAGAAAAAAAUGUAUGAUACUUUCAUAGUUUGGAAGCCGGGACCGGUAGAGUCAAUUUUUUUUAACACAUCGUUUAUUUUUUUUUUCUCUUUUUUUUUCCUGUCUUUACUGCGCCCCCGUGCUCUGACAUUAGGUUUAAGAAAUCUGUUUGAAUUUUUCUCUGUUACGUUUAUUAUCAUUCUGCGGGUCGAUUAGAUAUUAGAGAAGUCCAAGUAAAGUUGAGCCAAUUAGGUUCGGUUCUCGUUGAAACGCCUUGAAAGACCAGCAUGAGUUCCGUCAUUUUUCGAGAAGAAAUGACAAAUUAAUUGAGUGCGAUUCGACUUGAACGCGAAACUUGAAGAAAUUAUAUAGACUCUCGUACUUUAAUUAGGUAGGUACGAUUUUGUAUCAAUCGACCGAAUCUGUGUCGCCUUUGUCUGUGAUGAGGUAAGAUGUGUUAAGGCGUUGGGUAAAAAUAUUUUUUGAAAAAGCAAAAAAAAAAACAAAACAUUUAGAUAGUUUUCUCCUCAAGCGUGGAACGUUGGAGACUAAGCUCCGUAAUUGAAAAGAUGGGCGAGGAGGGUCCCGUUGGCAAAUGCAUUCAGCGAACUAUCAACUUGUUAUUCUAUGCAUAAUUUAAUAAAGACUAAACUCGAAAACUUUGGCCGAUCCAUUUUUUUUACAAUGACUUCUCCGUGAUUAACGACUGAGUUUGUAAAAAUUGCUAUUAAAUGGUUCAAUUUCAACUUGGCGAAUCUUCCAUUAUUUUUUAAAAUAAUAAACCCUCAAUAACAUAAUGUUAAACUUGACUAUUGCAGAUUUGAGUGACACCUUUGAAACGAAUUAACUGAACACAAAUUAAUAAUUUUUGUACGCGUAAUUUAAAAACCGAAUCUUUUCGGUUUUAAAUAAACAAUGACUCUUUUCAAUGGCCACGUUUUCGAGUUUUACAUAAAAAAAGUUACAUUAAAGUAUUUAUUAAAGAUGAUGACGCUGAGUGCACGCCGACCAACGGACAGUAAAGAAAAGAAUUGUUGUUGUCGCACCGUGAUAGAAAAAAUUGAAUCGCAAUUAAUCGAGAGACACGAUGAUUUCAGCACAUUUUUAACGAAAGCCCUGAAGCUCGUAGCCAGGUGGAGAAAAAAAACAGUUUCAAAACAUGAGCCGUUCAUUGUCUGACGGCCAUACCAAAUUAAUCAGAGACCAAGUAGUUUCUUUUACGAGUCAUACGAAUCGCGUGAAAAAUAAUGCAAUUUUUUUUUUACUCAAGCAGAACUUUUCGCGCGUUAUAAAUUAUUUUGGUUUUAAAAAACUUUUUUUUUCUUUUUUUUUGUUGGCAUUUGCAUUGCGUUAGGUAACGAGCUCUGCUCACGUGCGCGUCACUCUAGUGACAUCAGUCGUAAGAUUUUUGCCAGUCAAGUUAUUUUUUAAUCCAAUUUUUUUAAAAUAGAAGAUUAACACUUUUUAAAAUAGAAAAAGUUUAGGAAUCUUUUUUUUCAAUAAGCUUUCUGGUCUAAUGAUUUCUUCCUGAAAUUCAUUUCUUCCGGAAACCUUUUCAAGUUUCAGAGGGAAUGAGAAUUCUGGCAAACAUUUUGUUAGGACCUGAAGUUUAUCUUUUGCUUUUCAAUCCUCAAUUUUUUCAAGAUAAUGAGAUCUGAAUAUUGGGAGCUGUAAAAAUAAUAUUCUGUAAUUAUGAAAAAUUAUCGAAUAUUGAUUUUGUACGGGCUGCAUAUUUCUCCUGAUAUCAGGUGAAAUCUUACGAUCGGUAGUUGCCUCGGAAAUGAAAAAAAAUCCAAGAGAGGUAUACUCUGCGCGAGCUUUCAAGUGCCUAGCGAACGAUUUUACCGCUAAAAAUUGUUGACUAAACUUAUCAAGUUUUAAGUAUAAAUUAUUCUUGUUAUAUAAAAUAGCCGAGUCGCGUGCUAAGUAAUUAAAAAUGUGCCUGUCUAUAUGUCUACUGAUGUUAUCCUUGUUGCUAGUUCGGUAGUGAUUUUGUUGAAUAAGUACGUAAAGCAUGAAAGAAUUCCUACGCUUCUAUUCAUCUGCUCGAAACGAUGAUGAACAAACUAGAAGCAAUGAAUGAAGAAUGAUUAAAAAAAAAAAAAAACACAUAUUCUGUCGGAAGUGUCAAGUACAAAUGCCCAGUAAUACAUGAAAAGUAAAUUCCCACUUGGGAAGGCCAAAUUCGAUAUGUUUCUAAUUUCGAUUCUGUGUAUUUUACUUUGCAGUUUCCUGCAGAAAAUAUUGCAACGAGUCUAGGGGAUAUUUCGGACAUUUUCGUUGGGCGCGAAGCAUUUAAAAUAAAAAGAAUAGAAUUCCGUACAAUUAUUCGCGUCAAUAAAGGAAAAUUUCUCGAAAUAAUUUUCCUUAAGUACAGGAAUCGAUGCAGAGAUCUGUUCCUAAUUUUCUUCCUUUUUUUUUUUAUUUAUUUAUUUUUUUUUUGUUUUGUUUGCAUGCGAGGAUAAGAUUUCAGCGUCGCAUUCUUCGUCCGUUGCAAAUUAUCGUAGGUAGGAUGUGAAUGAAAAUCCUUAAUGUUCCUAUUAUAUCGUAUAAAAAGUAAGCGUAUGUUAGUGAUUUUUUUUCUUGUAGGAGAAACGUUUGCGAAAAGAUGCGAGUGAUAAAAUUCGAGCUGAGCCUUAUACGAAACUUGGCUGACAAUGCGAGAUUAAUACAUCCUGAAUGAUGAUGUUUGCAACGAUAAUAAUUGGGCUGUAGGGAAAAUUAUCAAGCCCUUCGAUCCAAAACCUCGCCGGUUAAAGGAUUCGGUGUCUACUUUUUCCCUAGUGUUUCCCCUCUGACAUUUUUUGCGAUUGGCAAAUUUACAUGACAUACCUCUCUCUUUAUCAGAUAAAUGCAGCGGCAAUCGGUGCGCUGCCAUAUUUCGAAUUACAUACGAAAACACCUUUCAAAAUGUACAGUAUUGCUUCUUCUUCGUAUUUCCUUCCUUUCAAGGCUUUGGAUGGAGUAGAAAAAAUGAUGAGAUUUGCAUAUGCAUUUUAUCGGUUUUUAUUCACAUCGAUGUCAGCGAUAAAAGCCAAAUAAAGUUUUUAUAUGCUAUUUAUAUCCUAUUUUUGAAUUGCCUUCAUUUCAUUGGUUAGAAUGAUAAAUAGAAAAAAAUAAUGGGGAAAAAGGUUUUUUGAAAGUUGGAUCUAAAUGCAUGAAUAAAGUCGCAUAAAAACUAGCAAAUCAUCUAUUUUGAUCGACUCUUUGUUCAUCCGCCUCGACGAGGAGGAAUUUUCUGCAGAAGUUCUCAUGUAUCAAAAAAAAAAAAGAAGAAAAAAAUGAAGCAUGGUUGGUAAAUGAAGUGCGUUAGAUGAUAAUAUAAAAAUGCGUCCGAUAGAACGCAAUCGUAAUCAGACUGACCGGACAGGCUUCUAUUAGAGCUUCCUGAUUAAUUACUUAAUUGCUUUUGCAGCAGCACUAGUUGUAAGCGAACCCUCUUCCAACUCGCUGCAAAUAUUUAGCCAUGCUUUUUGAUUAUUUGCGUAAGAAAAAAUGGUAUUUCUUCUUCGUUCGGGAAAAUUGGUCACGUAAAAAAAAAAUAUAUUCCAGAAGCCGAUUGAUCGAUCGAUUUGUUGAGGAGCGUUUGAUGGAAUCGAUCCGUUUCAUUUUUCUGUGACGGCGUAGCCUAGUCUGCGUUAAUAAAUAAUCGAAAGCGAUGUAAAAAAAUUGAGUUUCAAAGUCAGUGUAUGGUGUAUGAAUAAUUCAUUAUGUUACAGCGCCCGAAAGCCUGCAUUUUGAAGAAUUGUAUUACAAAGAACAUUCCAGCGAUAACGGUUACUUAAAGGAAUGGAUAUUGUUAUCAGGUUUAAGAGGCGAGAGAUAUACUAAUUUAUAUGUACUUUCUGUGUUUUUGUACUAUUAGCGAUUAAUUAUACGAUAAUAAUCAAGGGACGUACCCGCCCAUCUAGGUGCAACUAGUAAUAUAUUAUAUUAUAUAAUUAUACAAUAGUUAUAUCUAAGCAGCGGUAUACGUUUUAUAAUAGUGCAGCAUGAUAUUUUUAUAUGAUAUAUUAUAUAUACGAUGUAAUAUUUUCAUAAACUGCAGAUAUAUUCUGUAUUGAUUUAUUAUUGUUUGUUUGAAAAUAACGCUGAUUAUUGAUGAAAUUGAAGCAAAGAUGCAUUGAGAAUUAAACAAAUUUUGUAUUGCUACUUUUUAAUAAAAUCAGUCUUUGCGCGCCCUA